AUGUCCUCUCUUUCAUCCCCUUGUUGCACCCUCCCCCUCGUCUCGCAUCUGUCGUCUCAUCUCGCCAUCUCACCCUCCUCCUUCUCAACCUCUCCUCCUUUCCUCGCUCUCCCCAAUCUACUCCCCACUUCGCAUUCCAGAAAAUCCCCUUGCGUCUCCAUCCCGUAUCUCCUUUCCAUUCCGCCUCUCCCCUCCAAUCCGCCUCUCCCCUCCAAUCCGCCUCUCCCCUCCAUUCCGCCUCUCCCUCCCUCCCACCCUCCCACUCGCCUAGCUCUUCAAUUGCUUCCCGCCACUUUCGCGCAGCGAGAGGGAAUUCCCGCUCUUCAAGAGGCUGCGCUCGCGGUGUGGGAGACGGAGUGCUUGGCUGCCCAAUGCAGUAUGCCAGUCGACGGACUGCAGACGCAUCGCAGGCCCGAGAAGAAGGCGUUGGGGAACGAGCAGAAGGCCAGCAAAUUCAACCCAAACGGUAUGUAA
Molecule: messenger RNA, 474 nt
Organism: Schizophyllum commune H4-8
Lineage: Eukaryota; Fungi; Basidiomycota; Agaricomycetes; Agaricales; Schizophyllaceae
Exons: 2
Coding region: 1-474 (157 amino acids)
Source: RefSeq, a predicted model, not a curated record